This is a messenger RNA of Poeciliopsis prolifica (blackstripe livebearer), 3991 nucleotides long. It is a transcript of the gene kcna4, whose product is annotated as potassium voltage-gated channel, shaker-related subfamily, member 4. Gene Ontology annotation, molecular function: potassium ion binding; protein binding; delayed rectifier potassium channel activity. Gene Ontology annotation, biological process: protein homooligomerization; potassium ion transmembrane transport. Lineage: Eukaryota; Metazoa; Chordata; Actinopteri; Cyprinodontiformes; Poeciliidae. Gene Ontology annotation, cellular component: voltage-gated potassium channel complex; membrane. The record is from RefSeq and is a predicted model, not a curated record.
AAGUGUCCUUCUCGGAGUGCGUCAGAGCACGGAUGUAUAUGCUGGAUGUGGAUGUGGAUACGGUUGCCCGCCGGAUACGACGAGGGAUUUGUGAUAUUACACCCCAAAAUCAAGAGGAGGAUUUGAGCACAAACGGAGAGCUGCAUCCUCACCCAGCAUUCCUCCGCCUCUUCCUCUUCCAGCAGAUUUGUUUGUAGGGGUGACAGAGGCGAUUUCUUUUGACCCCCCUUUUAAAUCUCCUGAGCGCAUCGGAGGAACAAGUCAUUCAGAUUCGUCGGAGCUCCAAAACAUAAGAGCGAAGACCCAUACAAUCUCAUCUCAUAAAAUGGCAACCAUGGGCGACAACUGAGGAUCAAAAGAUGCUUUUUGGGGCUGAGAAAUUAACCACCUGAUGGGCACCAGAGAAGCCGAAGAAAGACUGUUUGGGUGUCGCUUGUUGACUCGGUGAUUUAUCAUGCUGAGCAUAAAAGGGGCGCUGCAAGUUUGACACAGCGUCUGCGUAACAGGCUAUGCCACCGGCCCUGGUGUUUUUUGGUUAUGGUAAUGAUGUCAUAAAAUAGCCUAUAUAUACUGGGCGCAACAAGAUAUGCUCGUAAAUGUUUUUUUUUUCUUUCUUUUUUUUAUCAUGUAAGAAGCAACGGGGACUCCAGCCAACAUGGACCUUACUGAGAGGUGUGUUUGUUAAUCUGACUUUCUAAACGAUUGAUGCCUCAGUCUCUCUGUGUUUGCGCGACAGAGCUGCAACUUUUAUCCUCUGGUCUGCAUCCCUCUUGACGAGGGUUCUGUAGCGUUCGCGGAUCGAACCUUUACAAAAAUGGAGUUUGCCAUGGUGGGUGCGGACGGCGGGUGCAACAGUCACCUGCCGUAUGGAUAUGCCCAAGCCCGCGCGCGUGAGAGGGAGCGCGAGAGGGAGCGCCAGGCUGCCCAGAUGAGAGCGGCCGCGGCGGCCGCGGCUGCAGCAACCGACGGUGGCUCCGGUGCGGAGGGAGGUGCGGGGGGCCCCACCUCCGCCACCUCCUCGGGCGCUCAUCUCCUUAACAACCGCCAACAUCAGUCUCGCGCCGCCUCCUCCUCCGCUAACAUCAGCAGCAGCGGCGCCGCCUCGCGCCCCUCCUCCUCCUCCACCUCCUCGCAGCAGGAGCCCGAACAGCAACAGCAGCACAGAGUUCUCAGAGAGCGGAAAAAGCAGCGCGGCGUCGGUCGGUGGAGGCGCAACCGGAGUACUCUCGGAGGGGACUUGCGCCACUCGGAGCUGGCGCUGCUCGGAUCUGAGGAGGACAUCAUGAUAGAGGAGGAAGAGGCCGAGGGAGCGGAGGAAGAGGAGGAGGAGGGUGGAGGGGGAGAGGCGGCGGAGGGCGGCCGAGGGAGCAAGAGGUCGAGCUUUCUGUGCAACAUGGAUGAUGAGGAGGAGACCGUGUCUAUCACCGACAGGCGUCCCCAGUCCGGAUACGAGAACGUUUACAGCGAGUGCGGCUGCUGUGAGAGGGUCGUCAUCAACGUAUCGGGGCUGAAGUUUGAAACUCAGCUGAAGACGCUCACUCAGUUCCCGGACACCCUCCUGGGAGACCCCGACAAGCGAAUCAGGUACUUUGACCCGCUGAGGAAUGAAUACUUCUUCGACAGGAACCGGCCGAGUUUUGACGCCAUUCUUUACUAUUACCAGUCAGGAGGGCGGUUAAAAAGACCUGUCAACGUCCCGUUUGACAUCUUUUCCGAGGAGGUCAAGUUUUAUGAACUCGGCGAGGAGGCCAUACUGAAGUUUCGGGAGGAUGAGGGGUUUGUGAAGGAGGAGGAGAAACCUCUGCCGGAGGACGAGUUCAAGCGCCAGAUUUGGCUCCUUUUUGAGUAUCCAGAGAGUUCGAGUCCUGCCAGGGGCAUAGCGGUGGUGUCUGUCCUGGUCAUAGUCAUUUCUAUUGUUAUUUUCUGUCUGGAGACGCUGCCCGAGUUCAGGGAUGAAAAAGAGUAUCUGCAGCCACGCCAGAACUCCUCUCAGCCUGACCACGGAUUUACACCCUUCAACGACCCGUUUUUCAUCGUGGAGACGGUCUGCAUCAUCUGGUUCUCCUUUGAGAUUAUAGUUCGUUUUUUUGCGAGUCCAAGCAAGACAGCGUUCUUUAAAAACAUAAUGAACUCCAUAGAUAUCGUGUCCAUUUUGCCUUACUUCAUAACCCUCGGCACGGACCUGGCGCAGCACCAGGGCAACGGGCAGCAGGCGAUGAGCUUCGCCAUCCUAAGAAUAAUCCGCCUGGUCAGGGUGUUCCGCAUCUUCAAAUUAUCCAGACACUCCAAGGGGCUGCAGAUCCUGGGGCAUACCUUGCGCGCCAGCAUGCGGGAGCUGGCCCUCCUCAUUUUUUUUCUGGUAAUAGGCGUCAUCCUGUUCUCCAGCGCGGUGUACUUCGCCGAGGCGGACGAGCCCACCUCGCAGUUCACGAGCAUCCCCGACGCUUUCUGGUGGGCCGUGGUUACCAUGACCACGGUGGGCUACGGCGACAUGAAGCCAAUCACUGUCGGUGGGAAGAUAGUGGGCUCCCUUUGCGCGAUCGCGGGCGUGUUGACCAUCGCGCUCCCGGUGCCCGUUAUAGUGUCCAACUUUAACUACUUUUAUCACCGGGAGACGGACAACGAGGACCAGUCACCCGUGGUGGAGAGCAUGCCGCCGGGCUGCCCGUACUUCCCGGACUUUCUUAGGAAGUUUAAAGGCUCGCCGUCUGGCUCCUCGCUGGGUGACAAAGGGGAGUACAUGGAGAUGGAGGAGGGGGUGACGGAGUCGCUCUGCGGGUUGGACAAAAGCCCCAGUAAAGGAAAUGGCACAGACAUAAGCAGAAAAAACAGCACUAACUCGAAAUCAAUUCAGACUGACGUGUGACUAAGAGUUUUAUUUUAUUAUUUUCUAAACAAGAUACACAUCCGAUAAAAGACUCGUUCUGCCCAACAGCAGCUGAAUCAUAACCCCCCAAUAGGUCUAUAUAGGUUUUCCGCACCUCAGAGACCCCUCACACACACACAUUCACACUCAUAGGCCACCAAUUGGGACCUUAAUAGCAUCCAUGCCUAAAUUUGCCUGAUAGACACAGAUAUAUCCGUUUAUCCAGUGUGGGCUUCCAAAUCUGACAUGGAAUCUGAAUUAGACAACAGGCUAUGCAUUCGCACUUUAUGACUUUCAUCUGUCACAUCACAAGGGUAGGGACGGUUGUUUUUUGCUGUUAUGCAAUAAAGUUAAAAUUUGUUUGCACUAUAACGUAGAAUUUGCGCUGGGUUAGAGACAGUAACUGUAGGCCAUUCAGAUAGCAACAUUGUAGUCAUCCUCUGCUCACCUGGAUACAGAAUGUAUGAGUAGAGAAAAGAGGAAACUAUUUGACUUAGUCUGCCAGAAAACAAAAAUAUAAAACUGAGCUCUAUUUACAUAAGAAGCCUAAGAAAGAAUACUUUCAUCUUUGUUCAUUUAAAAUACUCAAACAAAAAUGACCUACACAUUGAUGAGAUACGUUAUAACGUAGGCCAUUAAAUAAACCAGGGCUAUGCUGAAAUAAGCUUUUCCAUAAGAGGCCAAUAAUAAUAAUAAUAAUAAUAAUAAUAAUAAAAGACCCACAAUGAGAGCUAAGCACAGGUGUCAUCAUUGUUUAAAAUGGCUGAAGAAGUCACCCAGCCCAGGUUUUCUGUGAACACUUGUAAAGCCUCGGCUGCAACAUUUUUUUUUUUCAUUUCAAAAGCACCUCAAAAUGACAAUAUCCCUUUACAAAGAUGAAUAUGGAAAGUUACAGCGUAAAAGACUCUGACAUGGGAACUCUAAAAGGAGAGAUUAUGAGCAAUUUUCUCGCCUUUCUGCUGGACUCAGUGCACAAAACGGUAUAUAUAUGUUUAUAUAUAUACCUGUAUUUUUUUUUUUGCUCAAGAGAACUUUGAUUAUCUCCGAGCACAGAAGAUAAUCAGGAUGUGGAUGUCUUCCAAGGUAUGUAGUGUUCAAUUUCUGUGUAAAGAUAACUUUUACUGA